Daphnia magna is the source of this 837-nucleotide messenger RNA. RefSeq names its product vitelline membrane outer layer protein 1 homolog. Bases 103 to 669 code for a protein of 188 amino acids. The record is from RefSeq and is a predicted model, not a curated record. NCBI's taxonomy places the organism in Eukaryota, Metazoa, Arthropoda, Branchiopoda, Diplostraca, Daphniidae. The transcript is spliced from 2 exons.
CUGACAUCCUUUAGUUGUUGGUUUGUUGAACCUUCGGCAAGACUUGUUUGUACGAUCUUAAUUUCUUUGUCUAAUUCAGGUAAUAAUAUCCAAUCAGCCAGGAUGAAGAACGUCGUAGGAUAUUUAGCCUUGUUUGUGUUCAUUGGCCUCGCUAAUGGCCAGGAAGUCAUCACUGUCACAAACGGUGAGACUGACGGACGUUGGGGACCAUUGGAAACGUGUCCAUCAGGUUCCAGAGCCAUUUCCUACCAAACUCAGAAUGAAAUUGAUGCUCCGGUCGUUGAUGAUUCAGCUAUGAAUACUCUCGUUCUCUUCUGCGACGAUCCCCUGCAAACUAAUUUAACUUCCGCUCCCGGAUAUACAGGAAAUUGGCAAAAUGUUCAGACCUGCCCGUUCGGUGCUUACAUGAAAAGCUUCCAAUUGCUAGUCAGUCCAGCGGGCAACACGACAGACAACACGGCCGUCAACAACAUUCGUUUCAUGUGUUCUAAUGAUCGUGACAUCAGCGGAAUCGGUAACAGAGAAGGAUAUUGGGGCGAAUACAGCGCCGAAUGUCCAGAAGGCAUUUGCGGACUUGAGACCCGCGUCCGUCCCGAUGGUGGACUUUUGGUUGACAACACUGCCCUCAACGAUGUCCGUUUCACUUGCUGCGCUGCGGCCGAGUUCUAGAAUUUACAAGUUUACAUAUAUCUUUGUCAUCUGUAUAAGAGGCUCUGCGAAUGUGAAUUGAUUCUGGCCUAUUUCGAUACGUCUGUAGUACAGAGGAAGAAUUCUUCUAAUAAGCAUAUUACACAAAAAUUUUAUCAUUUUAAAUAAUACACGAAAUUACUAAGUCAA